GGCUGUGUGAGCGGGGUAGCGGGAGCCGGUGGGGGGGGUAGGUCCUGGACCGUUUCGUGAGCUGAUCGUAACUAGAAAACAACAGCAACAAAAUUCCAUAGCAGAGCCACGACAUUUGACGCUAACCUGGUUUAGAAGGUGGGAGUGGAGCAUUAGUUUCUCAUUGCAGGAGAUGAUUGGUUUCUACAGAAUUCUUAACAGCCAUAUGAACAGGUAGAGGGGACCUCAGAUUAACAUCUCUUCCAAAGGACAAUGGGAUAGGCUCAAAAUUGGGGACAGGAGUUGAGUGAAAAAUCUAAUGGAGGCCAUCAACAUUUAAGGGGAUAGCGAAAGAUUGUUCCUGUUGGUCAGCAUUGCCAUUGGGAGAAUUGACAGCGAAAAUUAAAGGACACUUUCAUUCCGGAUGAGUUUAGGAUGUGGAAUGCUUCACCACAAGUAGUUACUGAAGCUUAAUAAAUAGUUUCAAAAACAGGAACUCUUCAAGCUUGGUUUCCAUGGAGUAUAGCAAUAAAGAAAUGGAUUUGCAACCUGACAUUGAUUUAAAUCUUUUGUCUGAAGAGAAAUUUGACUUUGACUCUGACAUUCUAUUAUCUCCUACAAGUGAUAAAAGUGAUGAAGAUGAAGUAUUUAUUGGGCCACUUGGACAUCUGGAAAAAUGCAUUGCAGUUGCCAUUGAUCUCAACCUUGAAGAGAAGAAGCCAAAAGAAACUAUUUGGAACCCUAUUAGUGCUGACAAGCUUGAUGAUGUCUUUAGAGAAGCCAAUUUAUUAGCACAACAGUAUGAAAAGCAUAUUGAUCAGAAAACCACAAAAAAGGAGAGUAAAAGGAUACAAAACAAAAUGGUGGAACAAUUUAUUGAAGAAUCUCAAAUAAAGCUAAAUUGUUUUAAUAAGGGUAUUGAUAUCCCUAUCACCCCAAGAAGAGAAGCCAUUGUUGUUCAAGAUAGUCCACAGAAGCAACUCAUAUCUUCUGUCCCAGAGAAUUCUCAUACUUGUUGUACAGACCAUGAUCUCCCAUUAGAAUCUUUUAUGAAAGGUGCUGUUCAGGAAACCAAGGCAUCUAUGCAGCCAAUAAAUGGAAGUGCAAGCCAGUCAUCAUUGGGUAAGAUUGAAGGAGCUUCUUUUGAUGAGAACAGAGGUACUACAGAACAAAAAACUCUACUUGGUGAAUCUUUAAAAUGUGGAACAACCAAACACUUUACUGAAAAGUUUGGUCUACGCAAGAGUUUGGGACCGAAACCUCCAGGCUGUAUGAAAAGAAGCAAUGCUGGAAUAAUAAAGACUGUUAAUGUUGCUUCAUCUACAUCUAGUCUAAAUUCUAGUCUUCAUGCUUCCCCUGCUGUUUGUAAAGUUAAUACAUCGUUAAAAUCAUCAAAACUGAAAGCCCCCAACAGCAGUAAGCUUGCUGCACCAACGAGCAAAUUGUCUAAUUCUACACAAUCAAUAACCAAGGAUAUUCCAAACUCAAAAUUAAUCAAACCAAGUACAUGUAAACUGACUAAUCUUGGAAAUGCAAUCCAGCAAGAAUCAGGCAUUCAGACUCCAUCCAGUAAAUGCUUACAAAGGAUUAGUUCUGUGCCAAAUAUAAAAGUUAAUGCUAAGGUCAAACAGAAUAAGUCUGGUAACUCAUUCGGGAAAGAUUUGUGCCCCAAGUCUAAACCAUCUUUUGUACCUGCACCUAAUUCCCAGGCUUUAAGAAAAUACAGUGCACCUUUAUCUGAAACCAGACCGAAGAUAAUGCAACCCAAGAGACUGUUGUCUUGUUCUGCAGUUGUUGGUGUCAGUAUACCAGCUAGUACUCCAAACAAACUUCUAUUGAGAGGAAUGCUUCAAACACCCACUAUUCCAAACCAACCUGUUUCAGUUACACCUAGUUCAAGACGUCUGUCUGUUCUCCCUACACCAGUGAAUCGCCGUUUGUCGGGUAUUCCAGCAUUUACUCCACGAUCACAAUCGCGACCUCGAUUGUCAUCAAACCAAACUAUGGUUUUGACAAAUUGCAGUAUGUCAGCCAGCAAAGAUGUUCUGGCAAGUACCAAACGGAAACAGCAAGACAACGCACAGGCUCCUAACAUAUCCGAUUACUCCUCUGGAGAAGACACGCUACCACUAGUUCCUUGCUCUCUGGAUUUCUUCCCUGAUGAGGUUCAGGCCAUAUGCCAGGAGACAGCCAAUGAGGUUCAGGCCAUAUGCCAGGAGACGGCCAAAGAAGUUCCAGCUGAAAUUCAACAUAUAAAUGAGAAUCUUCUAGUGGAUUUAGAAGUUAACACAAAAUAUGAGCAAAUUGAAGACCGACCAGUGGAAGUUGAGACAAAAUGUGUGCAGGUUGAAGACCGACCACUUAUUGACUUCUCAAAUACUCCUGAUCUUAUCAAACGUGUUGCAUUGAAACCUGUUGAACAGCUUAUAGAUCUCAGCUCUCCUUUGAUCAAGUUGAGUCCUGGAAACAAGGAAAAUGUGAAUUUGGACUCCCCUUUACUGAAGUUCUGAAUGGACCUCUAUUAAAUUUUGACAGCAACUAUACAUUCUACUCUGACUGGAUCAGCCUUGAGCUUCAAACUAUUACUAUCAGUUAUACAGAAUAUUGUAUACUUUUGGUUAUGCUAUAAACUACAAUUGCCUUUUUGCUAGAAAGUGAGUUGCUUUGAAAUAGAUGGCUAAUGUAUCUUCCUUUUGUAUUGUAUAUAAAAUCAAUUAAUAAUCCUGCACUUACUACUACCAUCUUCAUGGGAUUCUUGGUUACUUUGCAAAAUAUAAAGUUUCAAAAUCACUAAAACAUACUGUUUUAAAUAAAUCAAGUCCUGCUCAUCGAUGUGAAUAACUGAAAAAAUUAUUUCACAUAGACUUCUCAAGAUACGUGACACAAUGCCUCAGCCAUUUGCAUACUAUAAAUUAGUGUACAGAUUUUUAGUGUAAUAUCUGUCAGUUGUAUUUGUGCUCAAAUUGAAUUAUGGAUUGUAAUGAAUGUUUCCAGUAAACUUUGAGCAAUACCUUGGUCUUAAAUGAAGUUCAUUACAGAAUACUGUCAAAUAAGUGUUCAAUUGUUCAAUAAGUGCUACUUAUGUGUACGAUUAGGAAAAGAUUUAAU
Callorhinchus milii (elephant shark) is the source of this 3087-nucleotide messenger RNA. RefSeq names its product G2 and S phase-expressed protein 1. Gene Ontology annotation, molecular function: microtubule binding. The record is from RefSeq and is a predicted model, not a curated record. Lineage: Eukaryota; Metazoa; Chordata; Chondrichthyes; Chimaeriformes; Callorhinchidae. The transcript has 11 exons. The coding region runs from base 495 to 2489 and encodes 664 amino acids. Gene Ontology annotation, cellular component: microtubule cytoskeleton; cytoplasmic microtubule.